Molecule: messenger RNA, 2061 nt
Organism: Dermacentor silvarum
Lineage: Eukaryota; Metazoa; Arthropoda; Arachnida; Ixodida; Ixodidae
Product: tenascin-like
Exons: 10
Coding region: 73-1776 (567 amino acids)
Source: RefSeq, a predicted model, not a curated record
UGGUGUUUUCCGACCUUUUAUCUGUUUCAGCUGUAUUGUUUCUCAUACGGUAGGGAGCAACGCGAAAGAAAAAUGGGCUGGAGCUUGGUUGUCCUCAGUUUGGUGAUCCUGUGCUCGGUUUCAAGCGGAAGCAGUGCCAAUAAGACUGCUGUCGUGGCUCAAGCUGCCUCAAUUAAAGCCAAAGAACGUGUCAAGAAACUCGGGGACCUGUGCCCCGACAUCAAAAGCAGUAUGCGGCCCCGACAUUGUGCCGACCUUCUUCGGGCGGGACAGACGACAAGUGGCCUCUACAACAUAUUUCUUGGGAAAGAUGACGUCAAAGGGAAAGUCGUCUACUGCGACAUGGCCACCGAGGGAGGUGGCUGGACGGUCAUUCAGCGACGAGGGCAGUUCGGGAACAGGGUCUUCUACUUCUACCGCAACUGGACAGAGUAUGCCACUGGCUUUGGCGAUCCGGCCAAAGAGUACUGGUUCGGUAAUCGAGCUCUACAUGCUCUGAAGUCGAAUGACGAAUGCAUGAGGCUGAAAAUUGUUCUGAAAAACCACACCGGGGAAAGUAUUUCUUUGGACUACGACUGUUUCAAGGUCGGUUCGGAGAAAGAGCACUUCGAAAUGCAGCUAGGACAAUACUUGGGUCCUGAUGUUGCCGCUGGCCAUACCAAUCCUUCUGCUCUCGUCCUUCAGCUGAAGGAUUUCAUUCGCGAGGAAGUGGCCCGCCAGCUGUCGCUGCGCCCACACAGCCAGGAGCCUGCCCCAACACUAACUCCGGCCGUGCAACAAGCCAUCCGUGCCCAAAUAUCCGACGCACUUACCCCCGUUCGCCCGCCAGCACCUGUGACGGCACCGCUCUCCUAUGUUGACUACCCACCGCUAUUCACAUCUCCGCCGGCACCGCUCUCUUAUGACGACUACCUGUCGCGGGUCACACCUCCACCGCUCAACAAUGCUGCCGCUAUCACAAGAAGCAGUGUCAAGACUGUUGCCGAGUCUCUACCUGACUUAGUUCAAGCAGAAGAACGUAUGAAGGAACUCGUGGACCUCUUCUCCGACAUCAGAAGCGAUAUGCGGCCCCGGCAUUGUACAGACCAUUUGAGGGCGGGGCAGACGACAAGUGGCCUGUACAACAUAUUUGUUGGGAAAGAUGACGUCAAAGGGAAAGUUGUCUACUGCGACAUGGACACCGACGGAGGUGGCUGGAUGGUCAUUCAGAGACGAGGGCAGUUCGGCAACAGCAUCUACCACUUCUACCGCAACUGGACAGAGUAUGCCACCGGCUUUGGCGAUCCGGCCAAAGAAUACUGGUUCGGCAACAGAGCGCUACAUGCUCUGACGUCGAAUGCAGAGUGCAUGGAGCUGAGGAUUGUUUUGAGAAACCACACCGGUGAAAAUGUUUCUCUGGACUACGAGAGUUUCAAGGUCGGCUCCGAGAAAGAUCACUUCAAGAUGCGGCUUGGAGGAUACUUGGGUCCGCGUGGCUGGGACUCGCUCUACAAUUGCAACCACAGCCAAUUUUCCACUUUUGACCGGGACCACGACAACACAGCGUCUCACUGCGCUGAGAAGUACCGCGGUGGCUGGUGGUAUAACAGUUGUCACUUGGCUAAUCUGAACGGCCUCAACUUGAACGGUCCCCACGACAGCUACGCCGACGGCAUUGAGUGGAGCACACGUGAUGGCUCAGGUUUCCUGUACCACUACUCUUAUCCCAGUGUGACGAUGAUGACACGGCCUGUGACAAUGAAUACAAACCACGAAAGCGGUUACGUACACUACUAGGGAAACAAUACCCCUGGUAAUAUUGUGUGUUUUCUUAUCGUUUAAACAGAUCACUGCUUUCAUAUCUUGUUUUAUAUCAUAUACCAGUGUUUAAGCGCUUCUUCCCUAGUGUUCUUUAAGAAUAUGAAAUGGUAUUGCUUUUGAUUGUAUGAUGCCGUUAUGCUACAAGAUAUUUCAUACAUGUGGACUGCUUUAAGUGCACAAUUUGUGUAAUGGCUCAGUUGCAAUCCUCAAAGAAUAGACGUUUUACAGGAGCGGCCAUACACUUUGUAUCUAAUCAGCAAA